AAAGUAAAACAAAAAAUAAAAGUAAAUAGAAUUAUUCAUAUAUUAUUCCAUAUUCGGCAAUUGAAUUUCGGCAGAUAUGUUGCGCAACGUGAAUGAAUUUGUGAGGCGAAACACGUUUGUUCGCUUUCGUCCCGAGCCGUUGAACGACUUCCAGGAGGAGUCGCCCAUCCAGCGUGUGCUGAGCAGAGUCACGGAGUUCUAUAAGUGCUUCAUCGCAAACUGCCAGAGGCUGAAGUUGAAAUAUCUUCGGCUGCGCGACCGUAUGAACAGCUGGAGCCACCAUCGCUACGACACUGGCCUGGCGAGCCUCGAUGAUUUGGCAGCCAACUCGGAGACGCUCGACUUUAAGACGACCAAAAUACGCUAUGUCGUCUGCCAUCCGACGGACAAUCAGCGCUGUCUGCUGACCUGCAACGAUGUGGCCCUGGUCUAUCAGGAUAUGUGCUUGAAGCCCCAUUACCUGAUAUCGCCGAAGCAGCGCAAUAUCAGCUGCGCCGCCUUUCGACCCUGGGAUGGCACUCACUUGGCGGUCGGCGGGGAGGGCGGGAUUUGCGUGUGGUCGAUCUCGAAGGCGGGCGUCAAGUCGAUGGUCUGGUACGACUACCGCGAGGAGGAGUUCAUUUACGAUCUGCAGUGGCUCCAGGGGGGCAGCCUCCUGGGCAGCGCCUCGCUGGGCAAUCAACGCAUACAGAUCUGGCAUACGGCACUGAGGCUGGUGCUGCAGGAGCUAUAUAUGCCCGUCUCGGGCACCAACUACUGGGCGCUGCGCCACCCCCUGGACUUGAUGUAUCUCAUCUACUACAUUAGGGAGCGCUCCUCUCUGUACGGCUAUCGCAACAACAUGGACGUCAUGAGCAACAAGCUGGUCAAGCGCAUGCCCCUGCAGACGGCCGCAUGGACCGCCAAGGGCAACCACUUGCUCUAUGUGCUCAAGGGCUCCAGCAAGGUGAUGGGCGCCAGCUCGAGCAAGGACGUCGGCAUCUUCAAGCAGGAGAAUAAGGUGUGGAGCAGCCGGGAGGUCAUCGAUCUGGACCGCUUCUUUUGCAACUGGCACCAGUGCGUGGGUGGCCCCAUCCAGUCCAUGGCCAUGGAUCCCGUUCAUGUUUACGUCACAUUCACGUUCACCAACCAGUCGUUCAUUCUGCUCUGCGUCCUGCACAUUCCCUUGAACUGCUGCAUCAAGCUGCAUCCACUGCAGAUCAUUAACAGCCCCGUUCCGGGCCUGUGUGGCCGGCCCAGCUGCCACACCUUUGGCAAUUCGCGUCUCUCGGGCGAGAAUAUAGAGCGUAGCCUGGUCAUCUGCUGGUCCUCCAGCCAUUUGCAGAUUGAGGAGCUCACUGCCCAGACUAGGGAGGACGCUCUGCUGUUUGAGGAGCACGAAAUACCAUUUAAACACGACAUUUACCAGAUUGGGAAGAAUUAA
This is a messenger RNA of Drosophila arizonae, 1423 nucleotides long. Its product is annotated as aladin. Gene Ontology annotation, molecular function: protein binding. Lineage: Eukaryota; Metazoa; Arthropoda; Insecta; Diptera; Drosophilidae. The record is from RefSeq and is a predicted model, not a curated record. Gene Ontology annotation, cellular component: nuclear pore. Gene Ontology annotation, biological process: nucleocytoplasmic transport.